Pistacia vera is the source of this 1341-nucleotide messenger RNA. Its product is annotated as putative pre-16S rRNA nuclease. The transcript has 7 exons. The record is from RefSeq and is a predicted model, not a curated record. The coding region runs from base 299 to 817 and encodes 172 amino acids. Gene Ontology annotation, biological process: rRNA 5'-end processing. Lineage: Eukaryota; Viridiplantae; Streptophyta; Magnoliopsida; Sapindales; Anacardiaceae.
AGAAAUUAACAACCCGCCCUCCUCUUACGUCCAUCCCCAAACGCCAUUUCACGACCUCACCCAACCGCCAUACUGUCUCAACUCAAAACCACCACUCCACAUCUGCGCCGCGCCUCGUCGCCCCACCUCAAUCUUUCUUAAGGCCGUGCCUUGUUACCUGGACCCCUAACAGUUGCGCCUUCCCUCCUCUCCAGCUCCACCCCUUACCUAGUAGCCGACGAUCACUCCAAUCCAUACGCGCCUGAUUGUGUGUGUCUUGAGGAGGACAAAAACGGUGGUUCUUCGUGUUGAUCUUCCAAUGAAGUACGUGAAACCCUUGAAUAUGUUCCGUGAUAUCCUCAAGAGUAAAGUUUUGGAACGAAGUCGAUUGCUUGGUUUGGAUGUGGGUGAUAGAUACGUUGGGUUGGCGGUUUCAGACUCGAAGAAUAAGAUUGCAUCGCCUUUAUGUGUUUUGGUUAGGAAGAAAGGAAAUAUUGAUUUGGUGGUUGGUGAUUUACAAAGCCUGGUCUCGGAAUUUAAUCUGAAAGGUUUCAUUGUUGGCUAUCCUUCCAAUAGACAACAGAACACUCCUGAUGCUAUGCAAGUGAAGCUUUUUAUUGAAGAGCUCUCUAAAACAGGAAAACUAGAAGGUGUAGAGUACACAUAUUGGGAAGAGUGCUUUACAUCAAAGAAUGUGGAAUUGUUCUUAAAGCCUUUAAAAAAGACUUUGACUCAAUAUGAGGCUAAGACAUUUCUUGACAAGUUUGCUGCUGUUGGGAUAUUGCAGGAAUAUCUAGAUAAGGUGAACAGAAAGGUGAAGUUGGAAGCAAAUAAGUAAAGACGAGUCCAUUGUCCAAAGGAUGUAUGUGGAUAUUGCAUACUCUAGACUUGCAUGUAUGUGGAAUAACUGUAGUGUCCAAUUUUAUGUUUUCCUUUUUCCUUUUUAUUAGUUUAGCGCAUAGGUUUGGAAGUCACCCCUUUAAACUUAAUUCUGACCUAUCAUUAAACUUAAUUUUGACUUAUCAUUACUUGCAUUUCACAGGAAUAUCUCGAUAAGGUGAAGUUGGAAGCAAAUAAGUAAAGACAAGUCCAUUUUCCAAAGUAUGUAUGUGGAUAUUGCAUACUUGCAUCUCCAUGGAAGUGGUAGUUUAUCAGGCAUAUCUGUUUCAACUUGGCUUUAAGAAGUUCUUAAUAAGCUUUCAUGGCUAAAGAAGAAGAAGAAAAUACAUGUCGCAAAAGAAUCCGGUACCAUUUUAAAGCUAGCAAAGUCUUUUGAUCGAAUUACAUUUGUGAUUACAUGAUAUACUCAUCUUUUGUACAACUGAAGAUUAUUUAUGAAUCACGUAUCCGAGAAAUUAGUCA